AUGGGGUUCCAGCCGGCAGCGAUGCUGGGACAGAGCGCAUAUGUGUUUAUUGCCGACGACGCCUACAAGCUGGACUACCCGGCGGUGUACAGUAACGACACUGCAUCAGUGCUGGUAAUGCGGCUGAACGCCAAGGCGCAAGACGGCGCCUCAGUGGCCACCCGCCUGGUGGCUUUCAACUGCGACACAUGCAUUCUGGCAGUGGCGGUGAUGUUCCCGGAGCAGCCGGCCGAGCCGCUGCCGCACCUGGCCGUGCGCCAAAUCGAUGCACUGCAUGAGACGCAGCGCGCAAUGGCUGCGGCUGAGGCUGUCAGCCAGCAAGGAAUAUAUGUGACGCAGGCGACGCAGCCCAAGGCGUGCUUUGUUUUGGAAUGCCCCAGCGACCAGGCAAUGGCGCCUGGGCUGGUGGCGACGCCGAUUGGGCCCAGUAUCGUGUUUGUCACUAAUUCAGUAGACAGGCUGUUGCUGGUUGACGGGGAUGAGCUGAUUGGCACGCCGUUCUUACGGCUGGUUGCGCCCGAAUCCAUGGUCACUGCGUCCAAGUUCAUUGAUGAUUUGGGCAGAACCGACGAGAUCGUGUUUGCGUCGUUCUUUUUGAUGCUGCAGCCGGCAAGCGGCGAUGAGCUGCCCAACGACCGUCGUGUCGAGGUCGAGGUGGUGGGUGCGCAGUCGGAUGAUGGCGUUGUGUUUCUGUGCAGAAGGAUCCGCGUCUGCGCCGAGCCCGGCAUGCCUUCGGAGGUCUGUGUCGACGAGGACAUAGAGGACGGGUAUCUGUCGCUGGCUGAAAUUAUCAGCUCCGAGCCCGAGACUUCGGAUUGCCCGUCGCAGUGGACCAGCCUGGCCUGA
Linderina pennispora is the source of this 846-nucleotide messenger RNA. RefSeq lists its product as uncharacterized. Bases 1 to 846 code for a protein of 281 amino acids. The transcript has a single exon. NCBI's taxonomy places the organism in Eukaryota, Fungi, Kickxellomycota, Kickxellomycetes, Kickxellales, Kickxellaceae. The record is from RefSeq and is a predicted model, not a curated record.